Psammomys obesus (fat sand rat) is the source of this 171-nucleotide messenger RNA. Its product is annotated as NADH dehydrogenase [ubiquinone] 1 beta subcomplex subunit 1-like. The coding region runs from base 1 to 171 and encodes 56 amino acids. The transcript has a single exon. Gene Ontology annotation, cellular component: mitochondrion. The record is from RefSeq and is a predicted model, not a curated record. NCBI's taxonomy places the organism in Eukaryota, Metazoa, Chordata, Mammalia, Rodentia, Muridae.
AUGAACUUACUUCAGCUGGUUCAUGACCACUGGGUUCACGUACUUGUCCCCGUGGGCUUUCUCUUUGGAUGUUAUCUAGACAAGAGGGAUGGUGAAAAACUGACUACCUUCCAGAAUAACAGCAUGCUAUUUCAAAGGGAACUGAGAUCCAAUGAAGUUACUUGGAAGUAA